Molecule: messenger RNA, 5500 nt
Organism: Hypanus sabinus (Atlantic stingray)
Lineage: Eukaryota; Metazoa; Chordata; Chondrichthyes; Myliobatiformes; Dasyatidae
Product: coatomer subunit delta-like
Exons: 10
Coding region: 205-1659 (484 amino acids)
Biological process (GO): Golgi localization; endoplasmic reticulum to Golgi vesicle-mediated transport; retrograde vesicle-mediated transport, Golgi to endoplasmic reticulum
Cellular component (GO): COPI vesicle coat; cytosol
Source: RefSeq, a predicted model, not a curated record
CGCUGUCGAUUUGUUCAGUUCCGAGGCUUGGUCUGGAGCUGAAGUGUUUACGGCCGUUAACUCUUUUUGUUGCAGAAAAGACUGAUAUUUUCACGCCCGAAAAUUGCAAACAGACGUCGCGAAGAUGGUAAGGAAGAAGUAUUAUUGGCUACGGCUGUUUGUACCAAGGCUGGAAAGGCAAUUGUGUCACGCCAGUUUGUGGAAAUGUCAAGGACCCGAAUUGAAGGCUUAUUGGCAGCAUUCCCUAAACUAAUGAACACUGGGAAACAGCACACAUUUGUGGAAACGGAGAGUGUGCGGUAUGUCUACCAACCACUGGAAAAACUCUACAUGGUGUUGAUCACAACCAAAAAUAGUAACAUCUUGGAAGAUUUGGAAACACUACGACUGUUCUCUCGAGUGAUUCCAGAGUACUGUAGAGUUCUGGAAGAGAGUGAGAUCUCAGAACAUUGCUUUGAUCUCAUCUUCGCCUUUGAUGAAAUUGUGGCACUCGGUUACCGUGAGAAUGUCAAUCUAGUUCAGAUCAGAGCAUUCACAGAAAUGGAUUCCCAUGAAGAAAAGGUUUUCCGUGCUGUUCGAGAGACACAAGAGAGUGAAGCAAAAGCAGAAAUGCGCCGAAAGGCAAAAGAAUUACAGCAAGCUCGCAGAGAUGCAGAAAAACUAGGCAAGAAAACUAGCUUUGGGUUUGUCAGUGGUGGAAUCUCAAGCAGCUCUGUAGCGUCCGUGAUUACAGACACCAUCAUUGAACCAGAGAAGCCGAAGAUGAUGCCAACAGUAAUGAGACCUUCUGGUCCAAGCAAAGCCUUAAAACUUGGAGCAAAAGGAAAAGAUGUGGAGAAUUUUGUUGAUAAGCUAAAAUUAGAAGGAGAACAAAUGAGUUCAUCAAUAAAAUGUUCAUCAGAAGUGUCUAAAGUGCUGUCAGCUCCUGUUAAUGUAGAAAGUGUACAUCUAAAGAUUGAAGAGAAGAUAGUAUUGGUAUGUGAUCGGGAUGGUGGUUUACAAAACAUGGAGGUACAUGGCAUGAUUAUGCUACGAGUUACAGAUGAAAAGCAGGGAAGAAUUCGCCUUCAGGUGGAGAAUGAUGAUAAAAAGGAUAUUCAACUACAGACUCACCCAAAUGUAGAUAAAAAGCUUUUCACUACAGAAUCAUCGAUCGGUUUAAGAAAUCCCGGGAAAUCCUUCCCUCUGAAUAAUGAUGUUGGCAUUCUAAAAUGGAGAUUGCAAACUACUGAUGAUGCCUUUAUUCCCCUUACGAUCAAUUGUUGGCCUUCCUUGAGUGCUACUGGCUGUGAUGUAAAUAUUGAGUACGAGUUACAGGAAAUCAGCCUGGAACUAAAUGAUGUCAUUAUCACUAUUCCACUUCCGGCUGGUCCUGGGACUCUAUUGAUUAGCGAAUUGGAAGGCGAAUAUCGCCAUGACAUCCGGAAAAACAUACUGGAGUGGUGUCUGCCAGUCAUAGAUGCCAAAAACAAAUCUGGUAGUAUGGAAUUCAGUUUCCCAGGACACCCAAAUGAUUUCUUCCCAAUUCAUGUUUCCUUUGUGUCUAAAAAGAACUAUUGCAAUAUACAGGUUAGUGGAGUAAAUCAUGUUGACAGCAACAGUCCAGUGAGGUUUUCUCUGGAAACCAUGUUUUUGGUUGACAGGUAUGAAAUUCUGUAACAUUAAACUCAAGAAAUUCAGAGAAACCAACAGCAGAUAUCACAACCGAGCUGUGUAAAAGAACAGAGACAAUAAUCUUCAGAAGUAGAAUUACAGUCUACACGGAAAGUUUCUGAGUGCUUAAAUAGCAAAGUGGUUUAUUAUCUGUUGUCCAAACAUGCUAAUUAUUCUCAGAUCAUAAAAGGAGUUUGAUAUUAAUUCUUUAACCAAGUAACUUGUCUUUCUUUUGGAAGGAAAUAGUUUGGAGGAAUGGCAUUUGGUAGCAUCUGCAGCAUAUGUAUGUUAACCAGAGCACUCCUUAUUCCCUAUUGUAUUGCCUUGUUGGCUGUAAUUAUCAUUUAAGCCCUGUUUUUGUUGAGUUAGUUUCAAGGUGAAGUGUUUUUUCCCCUUUCCUUUUGUUUCUUGAUUUUGGAUGAAAACAUGAUCAAAACAAAUUUUGUAACCAAAGUCUAUGACAGAAUAUGAUAACAUUUCAGUGUAAGUAGAGUUAAAAAUGCAAUCUUUAAGAAUAUUAAAAGUAAGUUGUUAAACAAUGUGAUGUUGCUUUGUUUCUCUGUGGAUGACCCUUGCUAGUCAAAACCAUAAAUGGUUCAUCUUGUUUGAAUAGGUGUAGAGCACCUGGUAAUUCACUUAAAUUGUAGUGUAACAGUUGGUGGUAAUGAUGAAUUGAAUUAGGUCAUUGUUGUGAUACAUAGGAGUUUAAAUUCUUAUUAUUUAUUAAUCCAGAAUUAUGAAAUUAACAUAAUGGCAAAUACAAUCUAUUGGUUCACUUUAGAGAUGGAAAUCAGAGUUUUGCCGAAUCUUGCUAACUCUGACUCCAUAUUCAUAAUAAUGUGAUUGGCUGCUAACUGUCCUCAAAGGCCAAAAGGUAUGGAAGAAACUAAAGAGAAAAUAUAUUAACAACCAGUAAAGCUUAGAGAGUGAUUUAUGUGGGAGGGUGGAUUUCAGAGAGAACUGGGCUAAAGAACUGCAGACAUCAAGGUCAGGGAUGAGAUUUUAAAAAUGUAAAGGUUCUUCCAGUAGAACCAGUUGAUGCAUAGGUUAACUUCUUUUAUUCUUCUGUUAAACUGGGUCUGGUAAAAUAUCUUUCCAUAAGGUAUAUAGAAUAUUUAGGUAAUCACACUGCAUUGAAUCAGUAUUUUAGCACCAGUUGAACCAUAAACUUUAUUUUUCUCCUCCUGGCCGUGCAUUUGCUUUAUAUCUAUUCAUCUUGACAGAAUACUGUGAAAUAUAAGUGGCAGAGAGUGAUCAUUUGAGUCGAGUAAUGAGAUUCUUCAAAGGGGGUUGUCCUAUCUCUGGGUCUUCAGGUUAUUUUAGAGGCAGGUGUGUACUCUGCUUUGCCAGUUGCUAAUUGCCAUUGGACUUAAUCUGGGAUUCCCUUUAUGGAGAGCACCUGUGCACAACUCCGCUUAUGAAUGGCUUUGGUUCUAAAUGUUUCUGCAUCAUUUUGAGAAUGUCACACAUUCAGCAAAAUUGGUACAUGUUUCUCACUGGCUGUUUCAUUUGCUACAAAAUACUGAAGCCAAGUAGACAAUAAAUGCAGGAAUAGGCCAUUUGGCUCUUUGAGCCAGCACCGCUGUGGCCCAUCAAGCCAUUCACUGUGUUCAUGGCUGAUCAUCCACAAUCAGUACCCCGUUCCUGCCUUCUCCCCUUAUCCCUUGACUCUGCUAUCUUUAAGAGCUCUAUCUUACUCUUUCUUGAAAGCAUCCAGGGAAUUGGCCUCCUCUACCUUCUGAGGCAUGGCAUUCCAUAGAUCCACAGCUCUCUGGGUGAAAAAGUUUUUCCUGAAUUCCGUACUAAAUAGCCUACCCCUUAUUCUUAAACUGUGGCAUCUGGUUCUGGACUCCCCCCAACAUCGGGACCAUGUUUCCUGCCUCCAGCAUGUUCAAUCCCUUCAUUAUCUUAUAUGUUUCAAUCAGAUCCCCUCUCAUCCUUCUAAAUUCCAGUGUAUGCAAGUCCAGUUCCUCCAAUCUUUCAACAUAUGACAGCACCCCCCCCCCCUCCCCCCAUCCCGGGAAUCAACCUCGUGAACCUCCGCUGCACUCCCUCAAUAGCAAGAAAGUCCUUCCUCAGAUUUGGACACCAAAACUGGACACAAUACUCCAGGUGUUGUCUCACCAGGGUCCUGUACAGCUGCAGAAUGACCUCUUUGCUCCAAUAUUCAAUUCCUCUUGUUAUGAAGGCCAACAUGUCAUCAGUUUUCUUCACUGCCUGCUGUACCUGCAUGCUUACUUUCAGUGACUGAUGUACAAGGACACCCAGAUCUCGUCAUACUUCCCAUUUUUUUAACUUGACACCAUUCAGAUAGUAAUCUGCCCUCCUGUUCUUGCCACCAGUGGAUAACCUCACAUUACCACAUUAAACUGCAUCUGCCUACUCACCCAACCUGUCCAAGUCACUCUGCGUUUUCCUAACAUCCUCCUGACAUUUCAUACUGCCACCCAGCAAAUUUGCUAAUGUUACUUUUAAUCCCGUCAUCUAAAUCAUUAUUGUAUAUUGUAAACAGCUGUAGUCCCAGCACCGAACUUCGUGGUACCCCUAUAGUCUCUGCCUGUUGUAUAAUCAAACUCAUUAAUUUUUCAGACAGCCAGUCCUUUCUAGUAUUUUAAUUACUAUUAUCACUUGGUAUUCACCCUUAAUGAAUCUGCAAAUGUUGCCAUUUUCUUCCCUUUUUUUGAAACAAUCACCUUUCCUUCCAAUGAACAUGUGCUGCACUGUUGGUUCUAACCUGAAUGGAUCUUCAUGUGCUGGGCAGUGUUCCCUCUAAGGUGCACGUGCACACAUCCCUUGCUAUUAAUACACAAAAAAAUUUAAACUGUACACAAGUGUUUGCCCUCCUCUAUGUCAUCAGCAGGUUAGUAUAUUUAACAAUCAUACAUUAAGAAAGAGGAUGUGUUGGAGAUUUUGGAAAGCAUCAAGUUGGGUAAGUCACUGGAACCAGACAGCAUAUACCCCAGGCUACUGUGGGAGGCAAGGGAGGAGAUUGCUGAGUCUCUGGCGAUGAUCUUUGCAUCAUCAAUGGGGAUGGGAGAGGUUCCGGAGGAUUGUAGGGUUGUGGAUGUUGUUCCCUUAUUCAAGAAAGGGAGUACAGAUAGCCCUGGAAAUUAUAGACCAGUGAGUCUUACCUCAGUGAUUGGUAAGUUGAUGGACAAGAUCCUGAGAGGCAGGAUUUAUGAACAUUUGGAGAGGCCAUAAUAUGAUUAGGAAUAGUCAGCAUAGUUUUGUCAAGGGCAGGUCAUACAUUGUGAGCCUGAUUGAAUUUUUUGAGAAUGUGACUAGACAUACCGAUGAAAGUAGAGCAGUAAAUGUAGUGUAUAUGGAUUUCAGCAAGGCAUUUAACAAGGUACCCUGUGCAAGGCCUAUUGAGAAAGUAAGGAGGCAUGGGAUCCAAGGGGACAUUGUUUUGUGGAUCCAGAACUGGCUUGCUCACAAGAAGGCAAAGAAUGGGAAAUCUCAAAGAAAAUCUGCAUGAAGCACAAACGAACCGCUAGUUCAUUUAAAGUGGAAUGGCUUAAUAAACCACUGAAGAAAAUGAAUUUUGUAGGUUAUUAUUCAGGUUUACUUUCGCUUAGAAAUUCAGUGUGCACAUAACACUGGGCAUAAAUUUGCUCAGCAUAAGAUUUUUGUACACACUGUUCAUUAUCAAUUAGAGAGAUUGCUGAUGUGCUGCUUUUUUAACUUGCCUGAUUUUCUUUUGAAUAUCUUGUUACAUACCCGUGACACGUGACUGGGGUUGAAGCUAUACUGGACUUGAGGUAAUGGUCUUGUGAUGGUGGAGUGACGUCAUUUUCCCGCCAGUAGAGGUCAUGUGAUAGGUUUUUUUUACAGGGUAUAAAAGGAG